Morchella importuna is the source of this 3030-nucleotide messenger RNA. RefSeq lists its product as uncharacterized. Bases 1 to 3030 code for a protein of 1009 amino acids. Lineage: Eukaryota; Fungi; Ascomycota; Pezizomycetes; Pezizales; Morchellaceae. The transcript has 3 exons. The record is from RefSeq and is a predicted model, not a curated record.
AUGAAAUCGUCUUGCCCCUUUUGCAGCAAGCGGUACAGCUCCUCCGCGAACUUCGAUAAACAUCUUCGAACUACACAUCCAUUUGAAGCAGAUGAAUGGCUGGGAAACCAAUUUUUACUCCUGGAGCGCGAUCAAGAGGCACCCGAUGACACUCACGACAGCCCGGAAGGCAUUCACGAUUCCUAUUCAGAUGCCCAUGACGACUCGGAUAGUUCGGAGAGCAACAGUAUCAAUUAUCAUGACCAAGAUCCCGAUAAUAAUUCAGAUCUGGAAUCCGAAUCAUAUUUUAUGAUGGAAGAGACAGAUGGAGAUGCAAAUAGGCAUGAGGCAGCGACAACGAUUUACGAGGGUGCUGGGGAGCGUCUCUACCGCUCGGAGGACUACGACGAAUGCUCACAAAACCUUCUCCGAUACCCGUGGCACCCAUUCAACUCAGCAUACGAGUUUAGAAUGGCACGUUAUUUCAUACUGUCGAAGGCCUCACAAGGAAAUAUCGACAGUUUCUUUCUACACGCUCCGUCAAGCAGUGGCGAAUGCUCCUACAGGACUGGGCGAGGUUUUAUAAAAAGGUUGGACGAAAUGAAUGACAUAUUGGGAAAGGCGAGCUGGCAUCAUUCGGAGGUGGAUAUUGGGGGAGAGAAAAUCCCUUACUAUUACCGGGAUCCAAUGGUAAUUGUGCGAUAUCUUCUAGGCCAACGGGCCUUUCGGGAGUCAUUGGUGUACGCGCCAGUGGUAGAGCAUAAUGAAUCUGGCGAGAGAAUGUACGGGGAAAUGCAUACGGGAGAUUUGUGGUGGGAGACGCAGGUCUGUGGGGACAAGAAAGCCUGGCCAAUCUAUCUUACCAUCGGGAACAUCAAGUCAUCGGUCCGGAGCAAGCCCACCGGGCAUUCGUUAAUUCUCCUAGGGCUACUGCCAGUCCCACCUAAGCUCGGGAAGAACUCACUCGCUAAUUCCGCUUUACGACGUCAGAGUCAAAUGGCGCUGCAUCGCGCCCUUGGGGAGAUCUUUCAGAGCAUUCGGGAGUGCUCUCAGGAAGGUGAGCUAAUCGCAUGCGCCGACGGGUACGAACGUCUAUGCUUUCCGGUGUUGUCGGGUUGGAUCGCUGAUCAACCUGAGCAUUCAAACUUACAAAAUAUUAGUACUAGCUCUUGUCCAAGAUGCGAGGUGGAAUUCCACAGUCUUGGGAGCACUCGCCGGAGCCCUACGCGCGAUCACGAGGAUUACCGGGAGAGGGUAAAGCUAUUCAGGGAGAACCCGGGAAACCUGGGACCGGUGGAAUACCUUGUCGCGAGAUCAGUAAAGACACUCUUCAAUGCUUUCUGGGGUAUGCCGAGGGUUAAUCCAUACGAUCUCAACAAACCGGACAUUCUGCACAAUAUAUACCUAGGGAUGUUGAAGCACAUGAUGGAGUGGGUUCAGGCUUUCUUGAAGAAGCACAAUCGAUUGGAGGAAUUUGACAAAGCUUGGGCCUCGAUUGCGCCUUACCCUGGACUGGCAGUACCGAACAAGGCAUAUCGUGCCACAACCCAAUGGCAAGGGAAGGAGAUGAGAAAUCUGGGGCGGGUCGUUCUUGGAGCACUCGCGGCUGCUUUGAGAAACCCGGGGGUGGCUGUCAGGGGCGACUUCGCAAAGGCAUUGAAAUGUGUACGAGGCUUAAUCGACUUCCACUUAAUGGCGCAGUAUGGGAGUCAUAAGACGAGCACACUGAAUUAUAUGGAGAGCUAUCUCGAGGAUUUCCAUAAGCACAAGGAUAUCUUUUUAGAAUUCCGGGCGUACAAGAGGACGGUUAAGGAUGCGAGAGAUCGGACAAAAGCUGUGAAGACCUCAGGCUCCCAGAGCGCUCAGCGAGGUUUGGAGGAGAUUCGCGAGAUACGGGAAAGGUCUCACUUCAACUCCAUCAAAUUGUACGUGUUAACGCACUAUCGGGAACAUGUCGAGCGCUUUGGGAGCAUUCCCCAGUGCUCCACCGACAUCAGCGAACUCGCCCAUGUACGUCAGAUAAAAGAGGCAUACGGAGCAUCCAACAAGGUCGAUGCUGCAACGCAGAUACUGGACUAUGGGGGGCGGCGGUUGGCGUUAGAGAUUCGAAUGCUGAAUCUGAAAGACAUUGUUGGAGGUCCUGAGAGCACUGACGACAUCCUUUGGAGCCAUCGAGAUAACCUGAAGGAGUUACUUGAGAUUUUUAAAAUCGAAGACCGGAAAAAAACACCAAAUGAACGAUCCAUAGUAGAAGGCCGACUGCCUCUAAGGCGUCUUUGCAACCCCUCCACGAAAUCGGAAAGACUUUUCAAUAUUGCGGAUGGACUGCAAAUAAGCCAUACCACGUUAUAUCGCCUGAUGAAGGAGUAUGCAGAGGAUGCGGGAUGCUCUCAAAGCUUUGCCGGAAACUCUGAGAGCAUUUUAGAGCGCCGGGUGGAGAUGUUCACAUGUUUGCAGGUUCCGAUACCAAUCUUCCAAAGACCUGAGGUGUACGAGGUUCACAAUAUCAGGUGUACGGGAAACGCGGCUUUUAGGAAAGGGAAAAUAAGAAAGGAUUGGGUAUGGGUGUCAGUAGCGUCCUCAGAGGAGUGGGGAGUGUUUCGGGGACGCUUACCAGGACGUGUCGAGGCUUUGUUCAAGCUGCGGGACAGUGGGGGGCGAGCACAUAGACUAUGUAUAGUGGAGCUACUCGAGGCAAAGGAUCGUGGUAUCGCUGAUAGCUCACAUGGGCUCCUGAAGGUUUGUAGGAGGAGGAGGAAGAGGAUGUGGGUCGUUAAUAUUCGGAGUAUAUUGGGAAUGGCCCAUUUGUUUGAGGUGGAGACUGGUAAUUGCAAGCUCGCUCCAGGAUGUCAAUGCCAGUCCAUGUUUGCUGCUUAUGCAUGGACAUUGAGCUUUUCAGACGAGCCGUACCAUGGCCUCAACCUCAAGGCUAAUUAUGCCUUUCACGAAUCGACAGAAUCAUACACGUCCGUCAAAGGUUGGGUAGUCGUCACCAGUAUACAGGACAGUGCUCGUAUCAGUAUCCCGCGACUGACCGUACAGCGGCGUUGA